Molecule: messenger RNA, 995 nt
Organism: Gymnodraco acuticeps
Lineage: Eukaryota; Metazoa; Chordata; Actinopteri; Perciformes; Bathydraconidae
Product: serine/threonine-protein kinase Sgk3-like
Exons: 2
Biological process (GO): protein phosphorylation
Molecular function (GO): ATP binding; protein serine/threonine kinase activity
Source: RefSeq, a predicted model, not a curated record
CUUGACUGUGUGGGCUCCCUCUGGUGGUCAACAUGUGAAUUACCCUCAGCUUUCCGUAAACAAACUGGUAAAUAUGAUGUUUAUUUUCUACGUUUCCAGAAUGAAAUUAAAGCUCACGACUUCUUCUCCUCCAUCAACUGGGACGACCUGGAGCAGAAGAAGAUCCCUCCUCCAUUUACGCCCAAUGUGAGUUCCUGCUACGAUAUCUCAAACUUUGACCCCGAAUUUACGGACGAAUCUGUGCCAAACUCCAUCUGCUGGUCUCAGGAUCUUUCCAUCGUAAACGCCAGCGUGAUGGAGGCAGACGACGCCUUCGUUGGUUUCUCUUACGCACCGGCGUCCGAUGACUCUUUUCUCUAAAACGAUCUUUGUUUCGUUCGCCUUAACCGUCACAAUAACUCCUUUUGACUAAAGGGAAGAAGAGUUCCACGGAUCAAUAACCUGUCCUCUGACGCCAAAGCAGCUUGAAAUAAACAGCACUUAAACAUGUGGGGUUGGAAAACAAAAUGUGCCAGAUGUGCUUUUUUAUAAAUUUGUAUUUAUAUAAUAUAACAGAUGAUAUUUUUAAAAGGACAUCCUCUAUUACUGUUAUAUUUCUGGUGGUUUCUAAAACUUUAUAAAGCCUUAAAUUGUCCCUUAAAUGAACACUUGAACAACCAACUGGACUUUAAAUCACACCAUUUGACAUGGAAAUGUGUUGGUCCAUGUAAUUACUGUAAAAAAGAAAUACACUCAUGUGUCUUAUUCAUUUUAACUACGCUGGAAAUAGGGAUUACUUGAGACCGCUGAAUAAUGCAUUUUUGGUUUAUAGGUCACAUUUGUAGAAACAUUUCUACUUCUGUUUGUCUUUAAAUAUUUAGUUUUUAUAUUGGGUUGUUUAUGUUUUCUAUUCUUUGCCUUAAUGCAUUUAUUCAUGAUUGCAGAAAUUAGAAAUCCACAAUGCUUUGCUAAGUAGGCCUAUAUUCCUGCACAUUAAUAAAAAAUAUAUAACAAAA